Molecule: messenger RNA, 2157 nt
Organism: Penicillium mononematosum
Lineage: Eukaryota; Fungi; Ascomycota; Eurotiomycetes; Eurotiales; Aspergillaceae
Product: CocE/NonD family hydrolase
Exons: 1
Coding region: 1-2157 (718 amino acids)
Molecular function (GO): dipeptidyl-peptidase activity
Source: RefSeq, a predicted model, not a curated record
AUGACGCUGCCAAUACUUACUGGCGAGUUCCGCGACGGACCAUUCAUUGGUCUCGAGUACAAAACACCUUCGCAAGCAGGAGUCACAGACCUGCAUGGAAGAUUCUCAUACCUCGCAGGCGAGGUGAUUACUUUCUUCAUCAAAAACCUCAGACUCGGUUCCACAAUGGCUGCCACUUCUUUGACACUUGCAAGCCUUGACGAUGGACUGGACACAGACCUUUCCCGACCAUCUACAGUUAACCGCGCUCGUUUUGUCCUCAGCCUCUCGCGCGAAUCGGACUUCCGCAACGGUGUGACCAUCAGCCAGGAGAUUGGCGACACUAUCAGCAAAAGCAUAGACGGCCUAUCGUUCGAUUUCGAAACCGACUCCUUUGAGCAGGCGACGUCUCUCCAUGCGAUCUUCGAUGAACUCAACCUUCGGUUCCGGGGAGCUGCCGAAGUGCGUAACCACCUUCGACGCUCGCUUAGAGGUAUCAAGUUGCUGCGGGAUGUGCAGAUUCCCACCAGGGACGGCAGUUGGCUUGGAGCAGACGUGUUCCUUCCCAUCGGCAAUGGUCGCUCACCAGUUCUCAUGAACAUGAGCGUCUACGGCCGCGCAUUCCGUAUUGGUGUGAUUCGCACCGAUGAUGAGUUCCAAGCAAGCGAGAAACGCGAAGAUGCUUGGCACGAGAAUGAGAGGGAAGACAUACCACCCUUCUUCAAAUGGUCAGAAGCUGCAUUCCGGCCGAACGCCACCACCUGGGUACCGCGAGGCUAUGUCAUGAUACGUGUGGACAAUCGCGGUAUCGGGAAUACACCAGGCGAUGUGAAUCCGUUCUCUCAGCAGGAAGCUCUUGACUAUUACGACGCAAUUGAGUGGGCUGCGAAGCAGCCUUGGAGUGACGGGAACGUUGCCACAUUUGGAGCAUCGUUUCAUGCAACGAACCAGUUCAAUGUGGCUGGUUUGCAACCACCAUCUCUUAAAGCGAUCGCGCCUCUUGCGUGUGAUGCAGAUGCAUACCGAGAUUUGUCUUAUCCAGGCGGUAUAUACCUCGAGAGAUACCGCGAGUAUUGGUGGGAAGUCCUGGUGGGGAAGCAAAGAAACCCACAGUCUGGCGCUGUUGACUUCCUGGGAGGCUUCAGGAGCCACCCAUGGGAUGACGAAUACUACCAUGGAGAAGGACUAAUGUCCGCUGAUUUUUCGAAAAUCAAUAUACCUGUCAUGGUCACUGUUAGCCAAAGCGAAGUCAUCCAUGGGCGGGCCGGUUUUGAAGCCUUUCGGGAGCUACGUUCGCCUUCUAAGCAGCUGCUCGUUUGGGAUGCAUUCUAUAUGCCAUCCAUGAUUGAAGGGAGCGACGCAGAUCUCCGUACCUUUUUUGACCUGCACCUGAAAGGUAUCAAGCCAGUCCAGCAACAGCCGCCUGUGCGCAUAAUGAUGAGGACAGGCGACAGAAAAUUUGAAUGGCGCAACGAGGCUGAUUGGCCGGUUCCCAACACGCAGUAUUGCGAUUUCUUCCUCGAUGCCAGGGCUUCAAAUCAAGUGGGACGUCUCGAUACCGUGGAAUGCAAAUCGGAGUCCUUCAUUGAGUAUUCCGCAGACACAGAGCCUACGAAUCACAGCAGUGCGCCGAUGGCCGCGUUUGUAUCAGCUCCAUUCGACAACGACGUGGAUUUUGCAGGCCACUUCAAGGCCACAUUGUGGGUGGCAUCCACGUCCUCGGAUGCCGAUGUUUACGUUUCGCUUCGGGUCUUGGAUGGUGAACUGGAGGUGCCGUACAGGACUAUGGAGCCGGCCACAUUCCAGGGUGAAGCUCGGGGAAAGAGAGCAACAGCUCCAUUAACAUCAGGGGUUCUGAAGGCUUCGCGGAGGGCUACUGACCCUGCUCGCAGCACGCCUGAGCGUCCUUGGCACACGCAUCUCGAAAAGGAUGUCCAGCCCUUGAUUCCAAAUGAACCAGUCAAGAUUGAAGUUGAGUUACUGGCAGUCGCCGGACGGAUUCCAGCCGGGCGGCGACUACGUCUUGAGAUUUCCCCUAUUGAGGGCCCAGGAGCUGUACCUGGAUUUGAGCGCGCAUAUGAUGAAACAUACCACCGUGGAGCCGUCAACCGUGUCUUCACGGGUGGAACAUACGCAAGCUCUGUUACUAUUCCUAUUGUUCCUGUCAAGUCUAGUUAG